UAUUUACGGCGUGAAGUAUUGCGAGUCUGUCUCGGUCUUGUCUUCUUUACACAGAAGUGAAACUACACACAGGAAGGGUGGCAAAAUUAUUGAUUUCUAGUUACUGUUCCAGUAAGGUAUCAAAGGAAACUAUGGCUGAUGGAAAUGACGUAGUGUAUGCUGACCAGCCGUGCAAAGUGCUUGAAAGUCUUUUACCACCUUCUCCAACUUGGUAUACGUCUUAUGGUUGCGACGGGAAUGAAAUUGGUGUAUUUGUGUGUGCCUCUCGCAACCACCUCAACGUUUUUAAAGUAAAUAACCUGACCACAGCAGCAGAACAGGCGGUGGAUUCGGGCGUUGCGUCAAUGAGUAAUGAAUUAAUAAGUUACAAUUUACUCGCUUCUCUGUCUCAUAUCGAAAAAGUGCACGUUACAGCUUUGGGGCCACGACACAGAAUAGCCAAAGACGACGACUUGGUCCUCGCUGUUGCAUGCUGUGAUGACGGAACCGUCCACCUGUGGGACGUAUUCAGUCAGAAAGAAAUACAAUAUCAUGAUAAACAUAAAUCAAAAGUCACUGCUGCAGCAUGGUCGUUGUCUGAACCUGAUUUUGUCAUCACUGGUGAUGAAAGGGGCUUUAUUGCUUUAUUUAAAUUUGAUACAAACUGUUCUUUAAAGUUACAUCAUCCUGAGAAAUGUCAGGUCUCCUGUAUGACUUUUUCUCCUCACAAUUUGGAUCUAUUGGCUGUUGGCUAUAAAUCUGGAAACAUUAUUUUAAUGAAUGUAUCUACCACGUCAUUAACAGUUGUAAAGAAAUUUCCAGGCCAUCAUGAUGACAUAACAUCUUUGGUGUGGUGUCCCCAGCCUGGGGAACAGUUUUGUGCUCAGAAACCCAAUGAAGCAGAAACAGACACAAAUACUGAAAGUUGCCCAACCACAGAGACUGGCCAUUUAUUUGCUUCUGGUAGUAAAGACCAGAAAAUCUGUGUUUGGAGUACUAAGAAAGACUAUUGUUUAACUUCAAUGUCCCUACCAAAUAAUGUUGGUAUGAAACGAGAAAAGUCUUCAGAAACUAUGCGGCUGUGGGUAGCUCUACACUGGCCACGAAAACAUCCUCACACUUUAGUCUCCUCUGUAUAUUCAGGCGUAAUGCUCAAGUGGGAUCUUAGUUAUCCUGGGAAAAAGAAGUUUGUUAUUUUCAGUGCUGCAUCAAACUGUUCUCAUAAUCGCAUUGUUUUCAAUAUUGCUUCACUUGGACUUGACCAUAACAUUUUGCUGACCAAUUCACAAGACAGAAAUAUGAUUUUGUGGGAUGUUGACAAAUGUAAAAGCAUUCACGUUGUAUCUACAUUUGGAGGGUUUGUAUAUGAUGUGCAUGCUGUUCCCUUGGAUCCUGGGCGAAUUGCUCUUGGCAUUGGUGAUAACACCAUCAGAAUUUGGAACCGUACCAAAGAUUCUAAUCGAUUUCUUGUACAAAUUUGGCAGAAAAUUAAAUCCAAAGUGACUGUGGUCCGAUGGCACCCCACAUAUGAAGGUCUCCUUGCUUAUGGCACUGAUGAUGGUCGAGUGGCUACUGUUGAAGUCAAUUCUCACAAGCCUCCUUCAAUAUGUCCAAGCUACCAUUCUAAAACUGUGUACUGUCUUGACUGGGGAAAGCCAACAUACAAAGCUGGAUCAACAAAUACCAACCGAUCUUUAUAUAACCUGUAUAGCCAAGGUGAAAAUACAAUUCUUCAGCAUUAUAUUAAUUCUUCAGAACCUGCCACUAACGUUAAUCAUAUAAUUCUGCAUACCAAUGGAAAAAAUGAUUCUGGAACCUUCCCAAAUCGCACUGAGAUUAGAUGGAGCCCUGAUUUCUCAUUGGUUGCUAUUGGUAACAUUGAUGGGUCUGUCGAGAUAUUUCUUCCUCCACAUUUACAGUUACUGUGUACGAUAAAUAUUUUCUCUAAAAUCAUCAAUUGUAUCAGCUGGCACCCUUUAUACACCACCAGCUACAACAUGAUGUCUACCUGCUCCAAUUGGUUAGCUAUAGGCUCCAAUGAUUCUGUUGUACAUGUUGUCGACCUCACUAUUGUCAUUAAAGAGAAGGUUUCAGACAGCAACGAAAUAGUAAUAAUCACUGAGAGUCUUCGCAGCCUGGAAGGUCACAGUAAAAGAAUCACUGGUCUGUGUUGGAGUACGCACAAUGAAGGUCACCUAGUCACGAUUUCUUAUGAUAAAACUGCUGUGGUGUGGGACGUUAAGAAAGGUGAGGCCUUAGCUCAUUACCGAGGCCAUUCGGGUCGGUUGAUGUGUGUUAGUUGGAGUUUAACUGACCCUAACCUCAUAUACACUGGAUCCGAUGAUUGUUUCCUUCAUGGAUGGAGAAUGUCAGCACACCAUUGUCAACCAAAACUUAACAUCAAGAAAAGUGUGAAGGUGAAGAAACGUUCGACAGCCAAGAAAGCAGGUGGGUCAGUUGCUACUGCCGUGACCACUUUGGAGAAAAACAAGGAAUUAGUUGGAAAUAAAGAAAGAUCAUCCUCACCAUCUACAGAACUGUCUGAUGUUCAACUUGGAAUUGAAACUGGUGAUUCUAUUUCCUCUUCUAACAAGACAGUUCUUGCAACUGAAGCUUCUCAAAAUCAUGAUGGUAUGAUCAUAUUAUUUUUUUAG
Messenger RNA from Octopus sinensis (East Asian common octopus), 2633 nucleotides. RefSeq names its product gem-associated protein 5. Lineage: Eukaryota; Metazoa; Mollusca; Cephalopoda; Octopoda; Octopodidae. Bases 132 to 2633 code for a protein of 833 amino acids. The transcript has 15 exons. The record is from RefSeq and is a predicted model, not a curated record. Gene Ontology annotation, molecular function: protein binding.